AGGGCGGCUCUGAGGAGACCUCGGCGGCGGCGGAGGAGGAGAGAAGCGCAUCGCCGCGCCGCGCCGGGGCCCAUGUGGGGAGGAGUCGGAGUCGCUGUUGCCGCCGCCGCCGUCGCCGCCGCCGCCUGUAACUGCUGGAUCCGAGUGGGAGUGAGGGGGAGACGGCAGGAUGAAGUUCGCCGAGCACCUCUCCGCGCACAUCACUCCCGAGUGGAGGAAGCAAUACAUCCAGUAUGAGGCUUUUAAGGAUAUGCUGUACUCAGCUCAGGACCAGGCACCUUCUGUGGAAGUUACAGAUGAGGACACAGUAAAGAGGUAUUUUGCCAAGUUUGAAGAAAAAUUUUUCCAAACCUGUGAAAAAGAACUUGCCAAAAUCAACACAUUUUAUUCAGAAAAGCUCGCAGAGGCUCAGCGCAGGUUUGCUACACUUCAGAAUGAACUUCAGUCAUCACUGGAUGCACAGAAAGAAAGCACUGGUGUUACUACACUGCGACAACGCAGAAAGCCAGUCUUCCACCUGUCCCAUGAGGAACGUGUCCAACAUAGGAAUCUUAAAGACCUUAAACUGGCCUUCAGUGAGUUCUACCUCAGUCUUAUCCUGCUGCAGAACUAUCAGAAUCUGAAUUUUACAGGGUUCCGAAAAAUCCUUAAAAAGCAUGACAAGAUCCUGGAAACAUCUCGUGGAGCAGAUUGGCGAGUGGCUCAUGUAGAAGUAGCCCCAUUUUAUACAUGCAAGAAAAUCAACCAGCUCAUCUCUGAAACUGAGGCUGUAGUGACCAAUGAACUUGAAGAUGGUGACAGACAAAAAGCUAUGAAACGUUUACGUGUUCCCCCUUUGGGAGCUGCUCAGCCUGCACCAGCAUGGACUACUUUUAGAGUUGGCCUAUUUUGUGGAAUAUUCAUUGUACUGAAUAUUACCCUUGUGCUUGCCGCUGUAUUUAAACUUGAAACAGAUAGAAGUAUUUGGCCCUUGAUAAGAAUCUAUCGCGGUGGCUUUCUUCUGAUUGAAUUCCUUUUUCUACUGGGCAUCAACACGUAUGGUUGGAGACAGGCUGGAGUAAAUCAUGUGCUCAUCUUUGAACUUAAUCCGAGAAGCAAUUUGUCUCAUCAGCAUCUCUUUGAGAUUGCUGGAUUCCUCGGGAUAUUGUGGUGCCUGAGCCUUCUGGCAUGCUUCUUUGCUCCAGUUAGUGUCAUCCCCACAUAUGUGUACCCACUUGUCCUUUAUGGGUUUAUGGUUUUCUUUCUCAUCAACCCCACCAAAACUUUCUAUUAUAAAUCCCGGUUUUGGCUGCUUAAACUGCUGUUUCGAGUAUUUACAGCCCCCUUCCAUAAGGUAGGCUUUGCUGAUUUCUGGCUGGCCGAUCAGCUGAACAGCCUGUCAGUGAUACUGAUGGACCUGGAAUAUAUGAUCUGCUUCUACAGUUUUGAGCUCAAAUGGGAUGAAAGUGGGGGCCUGUUGCCAAAUGAUUCAGAAGAACCAGAAAUUUGCCACAAAUACUCAUAUGGUGUGCGGGCUAUUGUUCAGUGCAUUCCUGCUUGGCUUCGCUUUAUCCAGUGCCUGCGCCGAUACCGAGACACCAAAAGGGCCUUUCCUCAUUUAGUUAAUGCUGGGAAAUACUCCACGACUUUCUUCAUGGUGACGUUUGCAGCCCUUUACAGCACUCACAAAGAACGAGGUCACUCAGACACCAUAGUGUUCUUUUACCUGUGGAUCGUCUUUUGUAUCAUCAGUUCCUGUUACACCCUCAUCUGGGAUCUGAAGAUGGACUGGGGUCUUUUUGAUAAGAAUGCAGGAGAAAACACUUUCCUCCGGGAAGAGAUUGUAUACCCCCAAAAAGCCUAUUAUUACUGUGCCAUCAUAGAGGAUGUGAUCCUGCGCUUUGCUUGGACUAUCCAAAUCUCAAUUACCUCCAUGACUUUGUUGCCUCAUUCUGGGGACAUCAUUGCUACUGUCUUGGCUCCCCUUGAGGUUUUCCGGCGAUUUGUGUGGAACUUCUUCCGCCUGGAGAAUGAACAUCUGAAUAACUGUGGUGAAUUCCGUGCUGUGAGGGACAUCUCUGUGGCCCCUCUGAAUGCAGAUGAUCAGACGCUUCUAGAGCAGAUGAUGGACCAGGAAGACGGGGUACGAAACCGCCAGAAGAAUCGGCCAUGGAAGUACAGCCAGAGCAUAUCCCUGCGCCGGCCUCACCUCGCUUCUCAAUCCAAGGCUCGUGACACUAAGGUAUUGAUAGAAGACACAGAUGAUGAAGCUAACACUUGAAUCCUCUGAAGUCUAGAUUAACAUCCUUGGUUUUCCUACUCUACAGUUCUUUCCUCGACCAACGCAACCUCUAGUACCUUUCCAGCCGAAAACAGGAGAAGACAUAUAACACAUUUUCCGAGCUCUUCCAGAUCGGAUCCUAUGGACUCCAAACAAGCUCACUGUGUUUCUUUUCUUUUCUUCUGGUUUAAUUUUCAUUUUCUACUUUUAAAACAAAUAUUUACUUCAUUUUGCCAAUCAGAGGACAUUUUAAGGAACAAAAACAUAGUAUCUUAUGGAUUGUUUACAAUCACAAGGACACAGAUACCUGUCAGGAUGAAGAACAAGCAUUGCAAGGACCCUCUGAUGGGACGGUACCGAGAUAUCUCGGCUUCCGCUUGGCCCGGUUUUGACUGGUUGAAACCGGACAUUGGUUUUUAAAUUUUUUGUCUGUUUAUGUGGAGAAUUUUUUCCUUUCCUUCAUACCCAGCGCAAAAGCACUGGCUGCACUUGCAGGGAAAGUGCAACUUAGAGCAGUACCUUCAUUCACGAAGCUACUUUUUAAUUUGAUGUAACUUUUCUUAUUUUGGGGAGGGUUGCUGGGUGGGUGGGAAAUAUGAUGUAUUUGUUACAUAUGGUUUUCUCAUUAUUUAUGAAACUUAACCAUAAAAGAAUGAUAUAACUCCUGUACAGUGAAGGUGAUAACAGUGAAAGAAGACAGGGGAAACUAAUGUUGGACAGCAUUUAUGAGGGUUUAGUCCACAAUACCUCUUUCAUGAGACAACUUGCACCAGUUUGACUUUUUCUUUCCUUUCUUUUUAAUUUUAAGCCAAAGUUUUAUUACUGAUUUUUUAAGUUGCUGCUGCUUUAGAAUCCUGAGCAUGUCUCUCAUAGCAAAGCAUCCACACACUUCCAAACAACCAGUUGAAAUUUCUUUAAGAGCUCUGAUACUUUUUUCUUUAAAGGAACAGAUGUGGAAUACAUUUGCCCAUAUUCCAACCAUAACAACUGAAGUUAUGCCUUAUUAAGCUUCAGCAUGUAGGGUAAUUGAAGUACAGCCUUUACUAACUCAGAAUUAGAAGACAGAGCUAUUUCAGAGACUCUCUACACCCUCAUUGGAUAGUUUUUCUUCUGGGCCCUCUUACUUUAGCCAGAAUUUGAUCAAAUUAAAAGUCUGUCUUGGGGAAACCAUGCUUUUGAGAGCAUAGAGCAAAUUAUCCUUCCUCUUUUACGUUACAGUGAUAAAAUAGACCUUGGCAGCCAUUUCUCCCAGCAGUUUUAAAGGAUGAACAUUGGAUUUCAUGCCCCUCCUAUGAUAGAAAAACUGCUUUUAAAAUUUGGGGGGCUUAAACUUCGUUAUACACAAAAAGUAUUUCUUAGAAAUUUCAGACUAUCAUGGUCUGUACAUAAUGCUCAUUUUCACUUCUUUGUGUAAUUUCUUUCCUAUUUCCUAAGUCAUCCAGAUAAGCCCAAAAGCCAUAAGGGAUUUUACUUUCUUGAAUGUGGUUGGCAUUAAAUUUAGUAUUAUCACUUACUUAGUAUUAAAAACAUAUCGUGGGCUUCCCUGGUGGCGCAGUGGUUGAGAGUCCGCCUGCCGAUGCAGGGGACACAGGUUCGUGCCCCGGUCCAGGAAGAUCCCACAUGCCGCGGAGCGGCUAGACCCGUGAGCCAUGGCCACUGAGCCUGCGCGUUCGUACUACCCCUUAGUAUACCCUUUUGUCAGCAGCUCUUCUCCCAUGUAUCACAAGUCUCUACUCAUCCCUGUCGUAAUUCCAGUAGAUUAAUUAAAGUUCCUGUUACUACCAAAAUUCUGCCAAUUAACUGACAAAUAGUUUCUUUUUAAAGGAGGGUUUUUUUUUCAUCUUUAUUCUGACAAGUUCCCAAAAUCUGUUCCCUUCCUGAAUUGAGAUUUUUUUUUUUCUGAAAAAUCAUAAAACUUUGUGGCCUUUAUCGCUUUUUUGUUUUGCCAAGCAUGUUCCUUGGCCCAAAACUGAAGAAGAUAAGUUUAAAUUUGGGGUGUUUUUUUUUUAGUUUAAAUAAAUUGAAUCAUUUAUAAUAAUCAGUGGUAACAAUUUAGUGACCCUUAAUAGUUUAAAGGUUGCAUUAUUUAUACUUGGGAUUUUUUUCUAACUAUUCUGGUUUUGUACUUUAAAACUAUGGGGGAAAUAUCACUGGUCUGUCAAAAAGUAGCAGUAAUUAUUCCUGAAUUACAUAGAUCAGUCCAGUGGACCAGUCAUUUCCUGUACAAAUAAAAUUGGUGGUACUAAUGUGUAUCCAGAGCAAUUUGAGUUGUCAACUUCGUUCUUAUUAGUAAACCUAUAUAGUGACACACAUAAAAUCUUACAGUUGACUUCUGGUAUUUGAAUUCUCCAGUGUUUUUACUUCAGUGUAUCCUGUGACCAAUUUGGUCUUUCUUCAGCUAUUAUGAUUCUAGGCCCUCAUCAGUAUUAUUUUUUCAUAGGUAAUACAAUGUUAGAAUGUAUUCUUUUUCUGAUGUUCAUCCUAUCAGCAUAGUCUAUUCAAGAAUGAUAAGGCUUAUGUAACUUUCAGCUUACUAUGACAGUUACUCAAAUAUGUAUUUAAACACAACAGCUUUAUGUUCCUCCUAAAGCUGUAAAGAGAAAAGAGGGCUUUUCCUCAUCAAGAGAAAAUGGUUUGGGAGACAGAAUAUAUAUUUAAUUUUUUUCCUCCAAAAAAGGCAUUGUGCAUUUUUCUAUCCUAAGUUCUUUAUGCCCUAGCCGUUGUGAAUGCUGUAUCCUACCUAAAAUUUUAUUGGAGCUUCUUGUACUCUGAAACUCUCAAUAGAACUCUUAGGAAAUGAGUAUCACAGAGUCAUUUUAAAGGAGCAGCAAUCUAACCAAAGGUAAAACUUCAUCUGAUUUUAGGUUUAGAAAUUCUAGUUUUAUUUUAUUUGAGAAUCACUCAAUUUGAUAUCAGUUAAAAUACUCCCCAAAUGAAUGAAGAGGAAGUAUAAAAAAAGAGUAGAAUUCCUUUUUCAUUUUAUGAAAGAAAGUAUGGAAAGCAUUGAUUUGUGUAGAGAAAGUAAAAGACAAAAGUGGCUGAUUUUCUACGCACAAAUAUGCACCUAUUAUUAAGGCUGCCUAUACUAUUAAAAUGGAGUGAUUGAGGAGGAUUUCGUACCAAUACAGAGAGACAAUAAAAUGAUCAAACAUUAAGUCAUCAUUAAUUAGGUUAUAAUAGUUAUUUCUAAGAUUGGAAAGAAGUUGAAAACCUAUGUGCAUCUUUCUUUUCCGGCAUCAGCCAUUUUUCUCCUUAAGAAACCUGCUUAACUUCAGAUUCAGAAGCAAUGAUGUGAGAGGAGAAUGCCUAUCACCUCAGCAGUAACAUGUAUGAACCCUUAAAGAAGGAAAAUGGAGCCCAGCCCCGAUUUGUGACAUCCCAAUAUUCUCAACAUAAGAGUUGUAAGAUUUUAACAGAUUUUACUAGAAGUAACUUGUUGCUUUGUGGUAUCCUUCUACCAUGAUUUAACCAAAGUACAAUCAUGAUAACUAGAGAAAGCAGUUCAUCCUUUCUUAACUAAGGCAAGUUAAGAAUAGAAAAAAGUAGCCUAUUACUGAGCAUACAGGCAUCAGAUUAACAGACAUUUAGUUGAAGAGAAAUAAAAUAAUUGUGGAGAUAGCAGAGAAGAGCAAAAGGAUGUUGGACCUUGGCAGCAGGGCAGUUAGGAAAGUAUAUGAGCUUGAUGGCAUGGAGGUGACAAUGCCUUGCUGUCUCUCCUUUCAGUGGUUAUACAGCUGGUAAGAGACCUGCCUUUGUUUUCCUACCAUCUUUCUCCACUACUUUGCUUUAUUCAGGAAAUAGUUCUUUAUGCCCAAGUGCAAUUUUCUAAGCAAUGACUAGAAAAAUUUCUUAGUCUAAGAAAAGUAAUUUAGAAAAUAACUCUAUCUAUGGCAUUAUUUUAUUCAAAAACUUAGGUUUCUCUGAAGUGAUUGCACUUUAUUUGGUAAACCAAUUUCAGAUUAUUGUUUUCUAUAAUAGUUUGCAUGAAAUUUUCUAGCUCAAAAAAAUAAGUACUUCUUGCUAUACAACAUUGAAAUUUUUUAAAUUAAGAUAGCUUCUCAGAUUGAAAAAAGCUAUGCCGAAUCUAAGGCUUUCUCAACUACAAAAUCACCAUACUUUUAACAAAUCUAAUUUUAAAAGCCAACAAUAAAUAAGAUCAAUGUCACUAGGUUAAGACAGUAAAAGUUCUAGUAGAACUUCAGGAAAAGUUAGGUAAAGAGGAGUAAAUCAAAUUUAUGAGCUUAAUUCAUUUUAUGACACAUCUAACUUUUAUUUCUUGCUUUGGAUGAUUAGCUGAAGCAAGGAAAAUUAAAGAGAUUUUGUAAAUUACUUAAACAUACUUCAUUUCUGUAUUUCAGUAUCAGUCUUGAUAGUAAAUCUUAAAAGCUAACUCUCUGCAUUGUAUUUUCAGCCUAUACAAUGUCAGAGCACAGUGGUAAUGUGGGAUAGAGUUGAUUAUGUUAGAGCAUAAGAAAUUUGUGCUGGCCAAUGCUACAAACCAUUAAUUCAACCAGCAUUAAGCCACACUACUCACCAAAUAUGGAAAAGUAAAAGCAUUUCAUUAGAUUUGGAAGAGCUUAGUUUAAAUGAUAUGAGAAGUUUGCCUGGGAAUGGAGAGGAGCCUGCUGAUGGGAAUGGCUCAUAAUGCCUUUCUGGUAUGAAUUAGCGAAGCUCUGAUAUUGAGUUGCCCCUUAAAAACAACCUUCCAGAAUGAAUUUACUUACUCACUGUGGAAGAGGAAGUCAGAGGGACAAGAUGAGAGUUUCCCCUGAAGAGAAGAAAAUCAUUAUACUGCUUUUCAUCUAAAGCAUGUUUCCUUGUAGCAGACCUUUGGUUUAUUUUAUUAUUAAAUCAAAGCCACCUUCAGUUUUGUUUGUUUGUUUUUGGUUUUGUUUUUUUAUGGUGCCAUCAACCUAAGGAGGACAAUCAAAUAACCAACUGUUUGCCUUGGAUUCGGUGUGUCUGCUAAUUACACAGUCUCAUCUUGUAUACCUUCAAACCAGUUACUUCUACCAUAUUACCUUAGUUCUUCCUAUGCCCUUUCCUCUGUACCACCACACAUCAGAGGGAAGACUUACUACCAGAAAGAUGUGGACUUCUAAAAAAGAGCGAGGAUUCCAUCUCACUAUCCCUGUAUCAUUAUCUCUGAAGUCCCUACCCACACUUCCCUGAUUGUCCUGUAGCAACACCAGCGUGAUGGUAAUAGGGAGGAAGAUUGUGGGGACUCCUGAAUGAUCAUGAUGUUGUUAUUCUUUUGAACUGUAAAGUGAAAUUGUGAGCCACUCACGUUUGCAAAAAGAGCAGAACUCUUAAGCUUUAUCACAUUGUGAAGAUGAAUAUCUUGCUGUUUUCCAGAUUAACACAGAAGCUUGUAUCCAUGAAGAGUAUUUAGGAGGGCAAUAGGGUGUAAAAGGUACCUGUCUUUUUGAAUCCUCUCCCUCUACUCAUGUUUCCUUCACCCCCCGCCCCACCAUGUUGUGUUGGUCAAAUGAUACUAUUCUAUGAAACUCUGAACUAUAGUUGUCAAAAGUAACUAUGGAAUGUGAUUAGUCCUCUGUGGGUGCUGCUUUCCCUCUUUUUUCUCCCUUGCUUUCUUUCUUACUCUCUCCACUCUGGUAAAUGGAAAAGGUGACGUCAAAGAAUUGAUGCUUGCUUGGACUCAUGUUGUAUCUGUGACUAUGCUAUUACCUGUCUCCUUUUUCCUUCUUUCUUACAUGGGUAGAAUUCUUACGAAGUGUGGAGUUCCCUUCUUGAAAGUAGGUUAAAUGCACAAUGUGGUACUGUUUUAUAGUUUGUAGAUGGUUGUAUAAAACAAAAAGUUAAUGCGGUUAUGUGUUUUUAAAAGAAAACAAGUGAUUGGUUAAAAAAACUCUGUCCUUUUUUCAUUAUUACAAGCUUUCUCUGUUUUCCAACAGUUUGCUGACUCCUUUGUCACUGGCGAAUGGUUUGUGUGACUGUCUGUUUUUCUCUCUGGGUUUCUUGGAUCCUGAACAUGAUUCCUCUUAGGACUAACUUGUAUAAGCGUUUAGGGCAAACAGACUUCGAGGCUGGACAUUUUUUUUAGCUCUUUUACUAAAUGGAAAAAUAAUCUUAAAUGGCCCUUUUUCUUUAUGUAAUAUAUGAAGUGUGACUCUAAAGCAAUGGAUUGAUGCAACAGGUCUUUUUUUAACUCACACAAAGAAUCUCAAAUACCAGGUGAAAUGACUUGUUCAGUUGUAUCUUGGUGAUCCGGACACCUGUUAUCACUGCAUACCCAGACCCUGUAUGGGAACAUAGAAUUUUCUGUGGAAUUCCUGGAUCAGUUAUUACUCCUUAUAUCUCUAGGAAAAGUUAUGAAACUAACUGACCCUAGGAUGAGUAUACUCAAAAUGGAAAGAGAAAAAUAUUUUAUUGACUAAGCCAAAAAGCCUUUUCAUUUUAUUUUAAUAUCACAAGUUCUAUUCUUACUAUGUUUCUAUCUCGGCUAAUAUGAUAAUGUGCAGUUACCAGGUUAAAGUCAAGAUAAGCUGUGAGGGACUUCCCUGGUGGUGCAGUGGUUAAGACUACGCCUGCCAAUGCAGGGGACAUGGGUUCGAUCCCUGGUCCAGGAAGAUCCCACAUGCCACGGAGCAACUAAGCCCGUGCUCCACAGCUACUGAUCCUGCGCUCUAGAGCCCGCGAGCCACAACUACUGAGCCCGCGUGCUGCAACUACUGAAGCCCGCGUUCCUAGAGCCCUGCUCCGCAACAAAAGAAGCCACUGCAAUGAGAAGCCCAUGCACCGCAACUAAGAGUAGCCCCCACUUGCUGCAACUAGAGAAACCCAGUGCGCAGCAACGAAGACCCAAUGCAGACAAAAAAAUUUUUUUUAAUAAUUAAAUUUUUUAAAAAAGAUAAGCUGUGAAUAUAUAUGAAUCACUGGAUACUCAACACCCCUUUCUAUAAUCUGAUGAUAAUAAUACAUGCUCAACAUUUGUAUGCCUAUAGGCAUAUAAAUACACUAUACUAUUUUACAUUUUCCAAACGUAUUCAGUAGCAUCUCAGAUAUGUGGGUUAACAAGUCAUCUGAGUUUGUAAAUGAGGAGACAAAGACCUAAAGCAGCUGGGUCUGUAAUCCCAGAUGAUUUGAGGAGGCCACUCUCUUCUAUCCAUCUUAGACACAUCCAGAAUCCUUGGACUUUAUUUAGUGACCUA
This is a messenger RNA of Physeter macrocephalus (sperm whale), 9432 nucleotides long. It is a transcript of the gene XPR1, whose product is annotated as xenotropic and polytropic retrovirus receptor 1. Gene Ontology annotation, molecular function: inositol hexakisphosphate binding. NCBI's taxonomy places the organism in Eukaryota, Metazoa, Chordata, Mammalia, Artiodactyla, Physeteridae. Gene Ontology annotation, cellular component: Golgi apparatus; plasma membrane; cytoplasm. The record is from RefSeq and is a predicted model, not a curated record. Gene Ontology annotation, biological process: phosphate ion transport; cellular response to phosphate starvation. The transcript has 15 exons. The coding region runs from base 170 to 2260 and encodes 696 amino acids.